AUGAGAAGCACAUAUCUGGCGGCCGAGCUGCUGGCCACUGCGAUCCUCGCGUUCGCACUCGUUGGCAGAGUGGAUGCGUAUGCUCAAGGGCGAAGGUGAGCUGCGGAUAUGCUCUCCAUUUGCGGGCAUGCGAGCCAACAAUCAAGCAGGCUGAUGGUUCACCGCGCAUCGAAACCAUUGCAGUCUUCGGCGUAUGAGCGGAUUCGAAAUCUUCAUGGAUAAGCAGGAAAGGCUGCAGCAGACCGUAGCGACCAAGCAAGUGGUGCUCGCAACGCAACAGCAGAUUGGCGGCGAGUCAGCUCUGCAGGUGGCGUCUGCUUCAAUUGGCAGCAACGAUACGGAUUAUCCUGGUGUCAGAGCUGGCUUCCUCACCCAGCCUCUCGACCACUUUGACGGCACCACCAACGUGACCUUCCAGCAGAGAUUUUGGUGCGUCAUCCGCGUGCACAAGCCCUCCUGCGAGAGUGCGGCUCAUCUCCUUGGGCCGUUUCUGAGCAUGCAGGUACCAUUUGAAUUACUACAAACCGCCCGCCGAGCGAACCGGCUCUGUUGUCCCGCUCUUCAUCACUGACCCAGGAGAGCAGGAUGCCGAGCCGCUCGUCAAAAGCCUUGUAAGCGUCACAAACGGACGAAAAGGAGGAGCCUUGAGCUCAAUGCGUUGCCUGGCUGAUUUGCGUGCGACUCUUGGCUCGUCUGGCAGUACUCAGGCUGGAUCGACAGGCUUGCGCGAGAAAAUGCAGGCAUCCCAAUCGUGCUCGAGCAUCGCUACUAUGGCAAAUCUUUUCCCAACCGUACAGAGCUGGGGGCCGGUGAAUUUUGGCAGCCUGACGCCUUGCGCUGGCUUACCAACAAGCAAGCUCUCGAAGAUGCCGCUCAAUUCGUCCAGAAGGUCCGCUUCGAGAAUGUGACGGAAGAGACGCUUCACUCCCCUGUGUCACCAGUCAUUUACUACGGAGGAUCCUAUUCUGGCGCAAGAUCGGCCCACCUUCGUCUCCUUUACCCCGAUCUCAUCUACGGAUCGAUCGCCAGCUCAGGUGUCGUGCUCGCACACGAGAACUACCCCGAAUACUUCUUCCCCAUCUCACGCGGUCUGCAAGACAAUUGCAACCAAGCUCUGCAAGCUUCUAUCGGCUUCAUCGACAGCAUCAUCGCACCUGAGCCCGAAAAGGGCCAAGUUCAGCCUACCAGAGACCAGAACGCAACGACCGCCAUCCAGGCGCUGUUCGGCCUCGAGGGGCUCUCCAACCCCGCGGACUUUGCAAACGUCCUCUCGAUCCCUCUGGGUGAUUUCCAAAGCCAAAGGUGGGACUACGCGAACACGAAGACCAAAGCGGUCUAUGCUCUGUGCGAUGCCAUCACCAACACUACAAACAGCGGUCCGAAGCCCGCCAACCCGGCUCGCCGAGGAGAGGAACCAACUGCUGUGAUUCAGGGCAAACAAGUGCCUGAAACGGUGGUCCGCUUUGGAAAGUACAUCAAGGAAGCUUAUGUCAAACCCUGCGUUGCUGGUGACGAAGGUUCUACGGUCGAGCGUUGCUUUGGAUCGAGCGACUGGAGCUACUACACCAAUGCUACAGAUCCCAACCCUGUUUCUUGGCCCUUCCAGUUCUGCACAACUUGGGGUUACUUGCAGACCGCUGCACCUCAAAAUGCUACCAACGACCCGUACGCCACCAACUUCACAAACCCCAGACUCGUGAGCUCCCUGCUUGACAUCGAAUACAUUGGGGAAAUUUGCCGUUCGGUGAGUGCAGACGUCGGCCUUCCCGAGAGGCACGCAAAUCGGAGUACAGAUAACCUAAGGUGUCCAUUGCUUUGACUUUUGUGCUUUGGACAGGCUUUCAAAGACGGCCAGCAUUACUCGAUGUGAGUAUGAUCUCACCGGCCGAGCCGUGCCGUGACUCGAGACGCCAUACUGACGCUCGUUGAAUUGGUCGCUUGACAGCCCCGCUCAUCCCAACGUGACCGAGGUCAACAGCCUUGGCGCUUUGAACAUUACGAUGGACCGUCUUGCAUUCAUCAAUGGACAAUACGACCCAUGGAGGCCCAUGACGACUGCCAGCGAAGAGUUUGGCGACGGCGGCGCAAGUCGCGAAGACACGACGCUGAGGCCCUUCAAGAUCAUUCCUACGUGCUACCACGUCUGCGACUCGAGCUCCGGCACGCCAGGCAACAAGACUAGCGAUCCUGCGCCUCGAGUCAAAAAGGUGCAGGACGAAGUGGGUGCUGCGGUGACGAGCUGGCUGGCAGACUUUGUCGCGCCACCUGCAAACACCACCAUCGAGACUGGUAACCGCUUCCAUGCAGUUGCAGUCCUAGGCCAUUGA
Molecule: messenger RNA, 2327 nt
Organism: Ceraceosorus bombacis
Lineage: Eukaryota; Fungi; Basidiomycota; Exobasidiomycetes; Ceraceosorales; Ceraceosoraceae
Source: the annotation of a GenBank genome assembly